AUGAAGAUUAAUAUUGCGAUUGAUGGUCCCGCCGGUUCUGGCAAAACUACUCUUGGUCGAGAAUUUGUCCAAAGAAUCAACUAUCAGUUUCUUGAUAGUGGGUUAUUUUAUCGUUACUUUGCUAAACUUCUUACUGAAAAUGGUUAUAAUUCUUCGGAAAGAGAAAAAGUAAUAGAGUUUUGUUUUCAAAAAAAGAUUGUAAUUGCUAAGGAUCCACAAAAUUUUUUUCAAGAAUUAGAAAAACAGUAUACUGUCUUGUCUCAGCCUGAAAUAAGUAACUUAGCUUCACUUUUUUCUCCAAUUCAAGAAUUACGACAAAUAAUUCGUGAGUUAAUUAGAGAACUAGUAAAAAAUAAAGGAUUUGUAGUAGUGGGUCGGGAUAUGACUUUCAAGGUAUUACCUGAAGCAGAAGUUAAAAUAUUUUUGACUGCUAAUCAAUCGAAAAGGGUUGAAAGAAGAUAUCAACAACUAGAAAAAAGUUUAAAAAGUUUGUCCUUAGAAGAAGGAGGAGGUAGUCAACGCAAAGAAACUUUGGAAUAUCGAAUUAAAAAAAUUGAUGAGUUAAUUAGUGUCUAUCAAACAGUUCCUACUUCUACUUUUAGUUUGUCAGAGGCAGAGAAAAUUCUUGAUCAGCAAGUAGGAUUUACAGAACAAAAAAGAAAAAUCUUAGAAAUUUUGGAGACUGAAGAAUUUAGAAGGUCAAAAAAUGUCCAAAAAAGUUCCUCUGUUUUGUGUUUUGUUGGACCAGUUGGAACUGGUAAAACCACUUUUAGUAAACUCUUGGCUCAAGCCUUAAAGAAAAAAUUUUUUUUAAUACCAUUGGGAGGAUUAUCUACUUCUGCUGAUUUAGUAGGAGCCAGCGAAAAUUCUUCAGGAACUGAAAUAGGACAAUUAACCAAAUCUUUAAUUGAAUCUAAAGCUUCUAAUCCAGUAAUUUUACUAGACGAAAUCGACAAGACGAAGCCCUUCAUUCAUGACCUGUUAAUAAAAGUUUUGGAUCUUGAACAAAAUCAAGCAGUUCUAGAUUAUUAUUUGGAUGUAAAAAUAGAUUUUUCCCAAGUGACUUUUGUGGUAACUGCCAACGAUAAAGAUAAAAUUCCUGUUUACUUGCGUUCACGGAUGACAAUGGUUGAAUUACCAGAAUACAGCGACGAACAAAAAAAAGAAAUUGCUAGCAAAAUUAUUCAGAAUUUUUUUUCCCAAAAUCCAACACUAAAUUCCAAAAAUUUUGAAAUUACUUCCGAAGCAUUGGAAAGAUUAAUUGCUAAAACUAAAGAAAAAGGUGUUCGUCAAUUAAAAACAGCCUUUGACUAUAUUUUUAAUUAUUGUAUUUUACAGUGGACUAGAGAAGCUAAAAGAGGAGAAUCAGAGGGUAAAAUAGUUAUUAAUGAUGAACUAAUUGCCCAGAUUAUCCUUCACGAUUUUCCUAAUGUUGAUCAAGAGGAAAAAAAAGAUAAACCAAGCAGUAAUUGA
Molecule: messenger RNA, 1473 nt
Organism: Ambispora leptoticha
Lineage: Eukaryota; Fungi; Glomeromycota; Glomeromycetes; Archaeosporales; Ambisporaceae
Source: the annotation of a GenBank genome assembly